AUGACCUCCUGCUACAUCAGCUCAUCCCACUGUCUGGGCAGCACCCAGAUGCCCGAAGCUGCAAAUGUCUGUGGCUCCUCCAUUGAUGUUGGGGUCCAGCCUGGGGCAGAGGCCAAGGCUGCAUCCCUGUGCCUGUCUGCCACCCUGGCACAUGCCAACCGAAUGCGUGUGGGGGCAACCCCUCUGGGCCGACCCAGCCUCUGUGUGCCCUACAGCUGCCAAACUGCUUGCCCCUUGCCAGGGACCCGUGACAUUCCUGGAAACAUUGGAGUGUGUUGGAACUACGGGGAAGGUGCCCCGAAUGGCCAUGAGAAGGUGACCAUGCAGUUCCUGAAUGACCGCCUGGCCAACUAUCUGGAGAAGGUGCGCCAGCUAGAGCGGGAGAACGCGGAGCUGGAGACCAAGAUCCGAGAGUCAAGCAAAUGCCAUGAGUCCACUGUGUGUCCAGACUAUCAGUCCUACUUCCGGACGAUUGAGGAGCUCCAGCAGAAGAUCCUGUGCAGCAAGGCUGAGAAUACCAGGCUGAUAAUCCAAGUUGACAAUGCCAAGCUGGCUGCUGAUGACUUCAGAAUCAACGAGCAAAUGAGGAGCUGCCAGUCGGAGAUCCUGGAGCUGAGGCGCACGGUGAAUUCCCUGGAGGUGGAGCUUCAAGCCCAGCACAGCCUGAAGGACUGCCUGCAGAACUCGCUGUGUGAGGCGGAUGAGCGCUUCGGCACCGAGCUGGCCCAGAUGCAGAUCCUGAUCAGCAAUGUGGAGGAGCAGCUGUCUGAGAUCCGGGCUGACCUGGAGCGGCAGAACCAGGAGUACCAGGUGCUGCUGGACGUCAAGGCCAGGCUGGAGUGCGAGAUCAACACGUAUAGGAAGCUUCUGGAGAGCGAGGAUUGCAAACUCCCUUGCAAUCCAUGCGCCACCUCUGCUGCCUCUGUGUCUCCCCCCUGUGCGCCUCGUCCAAGCUGUGCCCCCCGCACCACUUGUGGGCCUGGGUCAGCCUGUGGAUCCGGCACUGGGAGCCGAUUCUGAAUGCCAGUGUGCCAGCA
Messenger RNA from Suricata suricatta (meerkat), 1037 nucleotides. Its product is annotated as keratin, type I cuticular Ha8-like. The record is from RefSeq and is a predicted model, not a curated record. NCBI's taxonomy places the organism in Eukaryota, Metazoa, Chordata, Mammalia, Carnivora, Herpestidae. The transcript is spliced from 6 exons. Gene Ontology annotation, molecular function: structural molecule activity. Bases 1 to 1020 code for a protein of 339 amino acids.